CACACUUGACUAACAACAUUUGAACUGAAUUCAAUAGAAAUAUUUGAAAACUAGCGAUAAUAAUUGUAAUUAAAACCACACAAAAUGAUGAAUAAUAAGCAAAUAUUGAAAUUAAUGGCCAUUGUGUUAACCAUUAAUCUGGUAUUGGCCUAUCCCCAGGAACAGCAGAGGCAAAGACUGAUACAAAAUGAAAAUAAUAAUAAUAAUGAGGCAGCCAGUCAAGCUCUAUCGAACAUCUAUAGAUAUGAACGGACUUUAAGCCGUCUGAGAAGAGCUCUCGAGGAAUUGGUCUAUGAAGAUGAGACCAAUGAUGACAUGGAUUUGGCCGAGAUUAAUGUGUUUCGACCCCUUUUCCGGUAUCGUGCUGAGAUAGCCAAACAGGUCAAAAAUCCCCAAAGGCAAUCGGGCUGAAUAAAACAACAAAAAAAAAAAAAACCCAACUCAAUUAGCUAUAUAAAAACAUUAUUAGACUUAUUCAUUCUCAUUAUACACACACGUUUUGAUACCACACACAUAUACGCAUACA
This is a messenger RNA of Drosophila willistoni, 526 nucleotides long. RefSeq lists its product as uncharacterized. The coding region runs from base 85 to 411 and encodes 108 amino acids. The transcript is spliced from 2 exons. NCBI's taxonomy places the organism in Eukaryota, Metazoa, Arthropoda, Insecta, Diptera, Drosophilidae. The record is from RefSeq and is a predicted model, not a curated record.